CGUAGUUGAACCAGGAGAAAACAUGGUUGCAGACACAGAUGUCCGCGUGGUUCGUCGAGGUGGCAGUAAAAUCAAUUUUAGAUCGCCUGUUGUCAGCUAUGAUUCCAAGUUCCUCCUGUGUGCCUCUGGCGAGUGUCUGAAGGUGUACAGCACAGCCACAGAAGAGUGUAUUCACGAGCUACGGGGACACACUGAUCUGGUCACAGGCGUGCUGCUCAAACCCACCAACCACCUACAGGUCUACUCUUGUUCAGCAGAUGGCACUGUCAAGCUUUGGGACUUUGCAGACGGUAUCCUCAUUAAGUCUUAUAUUGUUGGAUAUCCAAUUUACUCCAUCUAUGCCUCUGCAUACCACGAAGGAGUCUUCUUUGUAGUUACCCCCACAGUAACAGAUAAAGGAACUGAGCUGUUCCAACUAGUGGCGGUACAUCUACCCCAGAGUGGAGAUCAGAUGGUGGAGUCCCUAGACUUUUCUGCUGUGCUUGCAGAUGUCACUCCCAACCCACAAUGCAUCGCCUUCGGAAGAGGGGGGGAGUAUGUUGUUUCAACCAAACGUUUGCAGUUGGAGGUCUUUUUCUUCAAGAAGGAGAAGUCAAACAGGUUUACACUGAAAGAAGACAACAAGAAGGGGGGUAAGAACACAUUUACAUGCAUUGCCUGUCACCCAAAAGAAGACUGCAUUGCCAGUGGACAUGAGGAUGGAAAGAUCCGUGUGUGGAGAAACAUCCACCACAAAAAGGAAUAUACAUACUCCAUCCUACACUGGCACCACAGUGCUGUCGGCUCGCUAUGCUUCACCCCAGAAGGUACAAACUUGCUAAGUGGAGGCUUGGAGUCUGUGCUCGUCCAGUGGAAAUAUGGCCAAGAGAGCCAGCGGGACUUUCUUCCCCGACUUGGGGGAGCAAUCACACAUGUCACGGUCUCCCCCGAUGGGUCACUGUUUUGCACCUCACAUGCUGAUAACAAAAUUACCCUCAUCCAGAGCUGUGUAAAAGUGUCUGCAGUAAUUCAGGGCCUCGUCCAAGGAAGAAGUAUAGCCACAGGCUUGAUGGUGGACCCUCAAAGCAAAGCAUUGGUACUAAAUGGGAAACCUGGCCAUCUGCAGUUUUACUCCCUUCAGAGAGACAAGCUGAUUUUUAAUUUGGACAUUGUGCAGCAAGAGUACAUUCAAGAGUCAGGAUUGCAGCAGUUUGAGGUGGCAAAGGCAGCUUUUGAUGCAUCUGGAAACUGGCUUGCAACUGUUGAAGAGAGGAAACAAAACGCUACAGAGUUGGAACAUUAUUUGAAACUGUGGGCAUUUGAUGGACAAACACAGAGCUUUGUGCUGAACACGACCAUCUCAGCCCCCCACGAGGCUCGGAUUACAGCCAUGUGCUUUUGUUCCACCGCAGUCAACCACAUGGCCACGCUGGUUUCCACCAGCAAGGACGGCCACUUCAAAGCCUGGCAGCAGGUUAUGCCCACCCACACAGAAGAUGAAGCUUCAUCAUGGAACUGUGAUUUUGUUGGAGCUUAUCACAGCCUGGUCCCGCAGUGCUGCUGUUUUUCAGCUGAUGGCUCUCUGCUUGCCGUCAGCUUUCAAGAGGUGGUGACUGUUUGGAGCCCCGCCUCCUGGGAGCUCCUAACAACUCUUUCCCAGCCUCCAGGUGACAUCAGGAAUCUUUGUUUUGGCCGACUAAGCUGCUCCAAAUAUUUGCUGGGGACUACAGAGAAGAACCUGGUCUGCUGGAAUCUCCUCACAUGCUCUUUGGAGUGGAGCACCUCCAUGGAAAUCAGCUUGCUGCUGGCUGACCCACUGUCUGAGAACAUGGCUGCUUUCUGCAGUCAAGAUGGAUGCACUAACUUAUUUGUCUUUAAGCCCUGUGAGCCACGGCCACUGUUUUGCCAGAAGGCAGUGUGUCCAGGGAAGGUGACGGGAGCUGUCUUUUCCCCGAGGGAGGUGAUACAAGAAAGCUGCAAGGAGAGCUGCCAAUGGCUAAACCAAUCCCAGCUGUACUUCCUUACCCAGCACAUGGACCUCAUGACAUUCAUCACCGAGGAGGAGGAGAACCAGCUGAUGGUGUCUAAUAAACAGCGUUUGAUCGAUGACGCUGUCGCCAUGACGCCAUUCCACCUGUUGCUGGGCAGCCGUCACCAAGAACAAGACGAUCCAAACUCCGUGAACAGCGAGACUGCAGAGACAACAGCACCUGCACGGGCCUCCGCUGCUGUCAAGGAGCUUCUGCAGACCCCAGCCCACGUCCUGCCCUCCACCCCUUUCCUCUGCUCCAUGUUUGUACAGUCCCUGCUCAUCUCUGUCACUGACUCCAGAGAAGAAAACCAUGCAGAGGAGGAAAUGGAGAGCGAGAAAGAGGAAGAGGACUCUGAGGAGGAAAUGGAAUGCAGCAUCUCGAGACCCAAGCAGGCGUCAGUGGAAGGUGAGGCAGCACAGGCCGCAGCCCCCACUCUCACAAGAGCACAGGCCAAAGAACUUCGGAAGGUGAAAAAACUAGACCACAGCUGGCUGAGCAGCCUCCUGGACUGCUUUGAAAAUGUUUAGAUACCAUUUGGCUAUUUGGACUGUGAAUAUGAACUUAACUGAAAUAGAAACGUGAAAGUCACAUUGAAUAUUUGUCAUUUUAUUGAUCUAUUUUACAAUAAAUAUCAUUAUUAAUGUUU
Molecule: messenger RNA, 2658 nt
Organism: Dunckerocampus dactyliophorus (ringed pipefish)
Lineage: Eukaryota; Metazoa; Chordata; Actinopteri; Syngnathiformes; Syngnathidae
Gene: wdr75
Product: WD repeat domain 75
Exons: 21
Coding region: 23-2539 (838 amino acids)
Biological process (GO): positive regulation of rRNA processing; positive regulation of transcription by RNA polymerase I
Cellular component (GO): nucleolus
Molecular function (GO): RNA binding; protein binding
Source: RefSeq, a predicted model, not a curated record